Molecule: messenger RNA, 1004 nt
Organism: Lotus japonicus
Lineage: Eukaryota; Viridiplantae; Streptophyta; Magnoliopsida; Fabales; Fabaceae
Product: Golgi SNAP receptor complex member 1-1
Exons: 5
Coding region: 151-825 (224 amino acids)
Biological process (GO): endoplasmic reticulum to Golgi vesicle-mediated transport; vesicle fusion
Cellular component (GO): Golgi membrane; SNARE complex; cis-Golgi network
Molecular function (GO): SNAP receptor activity
Source: RefSeq, a predicted model, not a curated record
AAACAUUAAAAAAGAGAAAAAAGGAGGGAUCGAGUCGUCUGUCUCGCGGGAGCAGGCGACCUGUCUUCUUCAUCCCCAAACAACAAAUAACAAGAUCAAUUCACUACUCUUCGAUCCAAACUUUCAGUUUUUCAUCCUUGUUUCUCAACCAUGGAGGUGCCUAGUUCAUGGGAUGCCCUUCGCAAACAGGCCAGAAAUCUUGAAGCUCAGUUGGACGAGCGGAUGAGUUCUUUUCGUAAAUUGGUUUCUGCUAGUGUUUCUGCAAAAACUGAUGCUGCAGAGAAUGAUCUAGAGUCUUGGAUUGAACAAUUACUAAAACAACUCCAACAAGUAAACUCACAGAUGCAAGCUUGGGUAUCUUCUGGUGGUACAGAUAUGGUUUCUCAUACUUUGACUAGACACCAAGAAAUUCUUCAAGAUAUCACCCAGGAGUUUUAUCGUCUUCGCUCAAGUCUUCGAGCUAAGCAAGAGCAUGCUUCACUAUUAGAGGAUUUUAAAGAAUUUGAUCGAACAAGAUUAGACUUGGAAACAGGUGCAGGAUCUGAACAGCAUGCACUCCUUAAAGAACGUGCAUCUAUCAGCCGGAAUACAGGACAUGUGGACACUGUUAUUUCACAAGCACAAGCAACACUCGGUGCGCUUGUCUUCCAGCGUUCAACAUUUGGUGGCAUCAAUUCAAAGAUCAGCAAUGUGAGCGGUCGCCUCCCAACGGUAAAUAGCAUACUCGGGGCAAUAAAGCGAAAAAAGUCAAUGGAUACCAUUAUACUCUCUCUUGUUGCAUCUGUAUGCAUAUUUCUCAUUUUCAUCUACUGGCUAACCAAAUGAGGCUGUUUAAUAUGGUGGGUGCUCAACUUGUGUAAACCGUUCCAUGUUCCAUGUCUAUUGGGCUUAGUAGCUUGUGUCAUGAAAAAACUACUUUUUUGGGGUAGUGUAUUUGUUCAUUUGAUUGUUUAUCCUUGUAUCAGAAGCAAUGCCGAGUAAAAAUCAAGAAAUUCAUCCUUCCA